AUGAGGAUUGGCUGGAGCUAUGUACACGUCGAGUCCCUGAAGCCGCGCCCUAUGAAGUGCUUCCGAUGCCUAGAAAUCGGGCACACGCGACUCCAGUGCACUUCGGAGGUGGACCGCAGCGAUAUUUGCUAUCGCUGCAGUGCUCCUGGGCACAAAGCAGCGGCAUGCUUAGCCAAACCCCACUGGGCAGUAUGCGCAGUUGCAGGGGAUGCUACGGGCACAGCGGCCAUCUAUGUUCCAGAUGGUACCACGCCCCUUUCCGUCAAAGAGAGGGGAAAUGGUUUUGUGGCGGCCGACUGGGGGAAAUACACAAUAUUCUCGGUGUAUUUUUCCCCAAACAAAACCCUUGCUGAGCUCGAGACGCUCCUCGGUGAUAUGCAGGCGGCCAUUAGG
This is a messenger RNA of Iphiclides podalirius (scarce swallowtail), 393 nucleotides long. NCBI's taxonomy places the organism in Eukaryota, Metazoa, Arthropoda, Insecta, Lepidoptera, Papilionidae. The record is from the annotation of a GenBank genome assembly.